GCCUCGGGCCGCGCCGCCUCCCCCCAGCACCGGGCGAGGGGACAGCUCCGGGGCGGCUCCGCGUUAAAGGGCGGCGGAGCGGGGAGAGGCAGAGACAGAGAGAGAGAGAGAGAGGAGGGGAGGAGGCGGCCCGCAGCGCUGGGUGACGGAGAAGAGGGAAGGGAGCUUCCAGGACAAAGUGGAGCUUUGGCAAAAAUAGCUCUUUCCAGGGUUAGGCUUCUUUUUUUUUUUUUUUUUUUUUUUUUUUUUUUUUUUUUUUUUUUUUCUUCUUCUUUCAGCCGAGCGCCCCGGGGAAGUGCUCCCAUCCCAGCGGACACCCAAGCUGUUGGCCUGAGGGGCACCUGAAGCAGAAUGUACCAGGGACACAUGCAGGCAGUAGGUGAAACCUUGAAGAAAAAGUGGCUCUGUCUUCAAAAAAGUGACCUGACCUUUGCUUUGGGGAAAGGCGCUAGGGCAGCCGAUAAGGCUGUUGCCAUGGUGAUGAAGGAGAUGCCGAGGGAGGAGUCGGCGGAGGAGAAGCCCCUCCUCACGGUGACGUCACAGCUGGUGAAUGAGCAGCAAGAAAGCAGACCACUUCUGAGCCCCUCCAUUGAUGACUUUCUCUGUGAAGCUAAACCAGAAGCUGUUGCAAGGCCUGUAACAUCAAAUACUGCAGUGUUAUCAACAGGUUUGGAUCUAUUGGAUCUUAGUGAACCUGUCUUACAAACCCAAAACAAAGCAAAGAAAUCAGAGAAUCCAUCAAGAGGUGAAGGCUUAAAAGCUUCAACCCACAGAAAGAAGACAGACAAUUCUGACCUUAUCAAUGUGGACACUGAGCAGAAAGUCCAGACCGUCAGAGUUUCAGACAAGUCUUCACUAGAUUUAGUUGAUAUCCAGACACAGCUAGAGAAAUGGGAUGACGUCAACUUUCAUGGAGAGAGGAGCUGCAAGGUCCACCCUUCUGCAGAACGAACAUCAUCAUCUAGAGCUCCAUCCAAAGAGCUUUUAUGGUCCACAGAAAAUAGAUCACAGUCUGAGCUGACUAAUGUCAAGAGUGCCUUGGACGCUGAUUCAACAUCAGAACUAGAACUUGCACCUGCAAUACAGGCACGAUCAUCUAAGGAGCAGCGUUGGGGAGGGCCUCUUCUCUCUAGAAAUCACUCCCUGGAAGAAGAAUUUGAAAGAGCAAAGGCAGCUGUUGAGUCAGACACCGAGUUUUGGGAUAAAAUGCAAGCAGAAUGGGAAGAAAUGGCUCGCAGGAACUGGAUUUCAGAGAACCAGGAAGCACCAGGACAAGUCACCAUCUCAACCAUUGAGAAGGGAUAUUAUUUUCAUACAGAAAAUCCCUUCAAAGACUGGCCAGGUGCUUUUGAAGAAGGACUGAAAAAAAUGAAAGAAGGUGACCUGCCAGUCACAAUCUUGUACCUGGAGGCUGCUAUUCUACAAGAACCAAAUGAUGCAGAGGCCUGGCAGUUCCUGGGUAUAACACAGGCAGAGAAUGAAAAUGAGCAGGCAGCCAUUGUCGCCCUCCAAAGGUGCUUGGAACUACAGCCAAACAACCUAAAAGCUCUGAUGGCACUAGCUGUAAGUUAUACCAACACUGGCCAUCAACAAGAAGCUUAUCAAGCUCUAAGAAACUGGAUAAAGCAAAAUCCAAAAUACAAGUAUAUAGCGAAAAGCAAAAAAGGGUCCCCAGCACUUACCAGGAGAAUGUCUAAAACAUCAGAUGAAAGCUCAUUACUUGAAGAAGUAAAGGAUUUAUACCUAGAGGCUGCUCACCAGAAUGGUGAUAUGAUAGACCCUGACUUGCAGACAGGACUUGGAGUUCUUUUCCACCUGAAUGGAGAAUUUAACAGAGCAAUAGAUGCAUUUAGUGCUGCUUUAACUGUUCGUCCAGAGGACUAUACAUUAUGGAACCGUCUUGGAGCAACCUUGGCAAAUGGGGAUCGAAGCGAAGAAGCCGUUGAGGCCUACACACGCGCUUUAGAAAUACAGCCUGGCUUCAUUAGGUCCAGAUACAACUUAGGCAUAAGCUGCAUCAACCUAGGGGCAUACAGAGAGGCUGUCAGCAACUUUCUCACUGCUCUCAGCUUGCAAAGAAAGAGCAGGAAUCUACAGCAGGUUCCCCAUCCUGCUUUAUCAGGCAAUAUUUGGGCAGCACUUCGAAUUGCUCUGUCUAUGAUGGACCAGCCAGAACUGUUUCAAGCUGCCAAUGUGGGUGAUCUAGACAUUCUGUUAAGAGCAUUUAAUCUAGAGCCGUAGUAAAAAGCAUCCACAAAUUGAUUAAGUUGUAUUAGGAAACAGAGAACUCUUUUAUUACUCAUCUCAAAAUGACAACAUCUUCCAAAAGAUCACAGCUGUAGAUCGGUAGGGGAAUUCUCUUGGACAUUAUUCAAAAAGGAAAAGUUCAAAAGCACAAGAUAUUGUAAAUAGGCUCAAACUCAAAAGAUCAAAAUGAGCUGCAGCUAAUCUGACAGAGCCCUGAACUCAAAGAAAUAGCCAUUUCUGAAGAAUCUUCAUUCCAUGCAAGCUAUCUCUCUCUAUAUGUACACCGCUAUACAAAGAAAAAUAUAUUAAGAACAAACCUAGGUAAUCAUUAUUGCACAUUUAGAAUGGCAAGCAACGCAUCCAAGAAACCUGCUUAGCAGCUCAUCACACUAUACUGACAUCACUUUGCCCUACAACAUGGAUUCCCUGUCCUUUUAGUUUCUUUGAAAAAUCUUCUCGAGGUCCAUCUUCAACAUAGCUCUGAAAAUAGAUGCAUGUAAAAUGGAUGUAUUUUGUUUUGAAUAUAUUUAUUAGUUAGCAGUCAAGAAAAUCUUGCUUCUGAAGGUACCUUGAUUAAUUUGGGCCAAAUUCUGCAGGCUCACAGUGUUGUAAACUACGUGCAAUAUUAAGAACAUUGUACAUGGAGGUCUAUGACAUUAGGCCAUGUAUAUAUUGGAAGGACAAGUGUUUCAAGCAGAAGCAGUAAUUUGCACUAGAAUUGUUGCUGUUUAAACCAGCUCUCUCUGAUCAUGGACGGAGUAUUUCUGCUUCUAAGGAGCUCAUAGCAGGAUCUGCACCUAUCUACGUGUACUUAUGCACUUUAAUCUUUCUUUUCGUAAAAUUGUGCUGUGCUUUAUUUUUAUUUUAAUUACUAACAGCAGAAUGUACAGGAUAGCCUUGUUGGCAUAGAGGACCAAAUAUCGUUUCAUGAAAUGUGAUGAGGGUUUUCAAUAUUCUUAUGUUUAAAAAUGCAAAUACAGUAUAAACUGCAAUAUCUAUUAGAAAGAUUAUUCUAUUAUGCAUCAGGUACUACACACAUGCAUGCAUGUGCAUGCACAUACAUAUUAUGUGAAUUAUGUCAUUUCAGAACAUAACAAGCCACAGAUCUUUAUUGCAAAUAAAGAAGUCUUUAUAGGAGUUAAUGCCUGCAGACCAUGCUUGAAGGAUUUUUUUUUUCCUGAAAAGAAUGGUCUAAAUAAUGCUUGUAGGAUUGGAACUGAGAUUUAAUCCUGCUGUUAUGGCAAACAGUAGCAAAAGUUUCAGUGAACUCUAUGACUAAAUGACUAAACAAUUAGCAGACUAAAUCCUUAGAUAAUAUCAGUAUUUGAAGCUACUUAAAAAUAUGUAUGCAUAUCAUCUUAAUUUUCCCUGAUUGGAUGAAUGAGGUACAGUAUUAAAGGAGGAGGCUGCACUGCCACAUGAUGAAUGGAUCCAUUUGGGCACAGUGCAAACAUGCUUAGCUUGAGGUAAAUGUGUCGAUCAAAUACAGGAAUAUCGUUUUUUAUGGGGAUAACUCUCAGUUGCCAAUAUUUUUAGUACUUUUCUUAAACAGUGGAAGAACGAGAUGUAACUGGGUAGCUACUGUGUCGAUUCAUGGUCAGGAACAUAACGUGCAGGGUGGCCACUGGAAUGUGACGAAGUGGGACAAGCAGCACAUUUCCUAUAAACAGCAGUAGGGA
This is a messenger RNA of Oxyura jamaicensis (ruddy duck), 3926 nucleotides long. It is a transcript of the gene PEX5L, whose product is annotated as peroxisomal biogenesis factor 5 like. Gene Ontology annotation, cellular component: peroxisomal membrane; cytosol. Gene Ontology annotation, molecular function: protein binding. Gene Ontology annotation, biological process: protein import into peroxisome matrix, docking. Bases 352 to 2241 code for a protein of 629 amino acids. The record is from RefSeq and is a predicted model, not a curated record. Lineage: Eukaryota; Metazoa; Chordata; Aves; Anseriformes; Anatidae. The transcript has 15 exons.